AAUCAUUUUAGCAUUGCGAAAAUAUCAGUUUUAGGUCAGAAAAUCAACUUCAUGCUCAUUUGGUAGAUAUCAAGCAACGCUCCCUGUGAUGGCAAAUAUCUUCAACGAGCCAUAUUGUGCUAUUUACAACAAAGUUCCGCACAAAGAGGUUAAACCAGGGAAGAAGCAAGUCGCAGAUUUUCACUAUGUCAAAACCAUCGGGGAAGGCUCCUUUGCGGCUGUGUUGAAGGUUUCAGAAAAAGGGUCUGAUAGAGAGUUUGCAAUGAAAAUUCUAGAAAAGAGGCAGAUACAGAAGGAGAACAUGACAGCACGUGUGAUGAGAGAAAGAGACAUAAUAUGCUCCCUGGACCACACUUUCAUCAUAAGACUCUACUGCACCUUCCAAUCAGAAACUCAUCUCUUCUUCUGCUUAACACUCGCUGAGAACGGAUGUAUACUAGAUUACUUACUUAAAUAUGGGUCAUUUUCUCUGCCUGUCUCCAUGUUCUACAUUGCUGAGUUGGUACACGUUAUCGAUUACAUGCAUAGCAAGAAUGUGUUACACAGAGACAUAAAGCCAGAGAACAUACUGUUAGACAGCAGAAUGCACAUAUUAUUAACGGAUUUUGGUACUGCUGGCACCGUCACUGCUGAAAAUCAGAGGAGGAAAUCCUUUGUCGGAACAGCUCAGUACGUAGCCCCUGAAUUGCUGGGGGAGGGAGAGAAGUACACGUGCAAGGAGAGUGAUCUCUGGGCUGUCGGCUGUGUCUUGUAUCAAUUCAUUUCCGGCAAGUUCCCCUUUAGAGGCUCCAACGACUGGGCUAUCUUCCAGAUAGUAAAGAAAUGCGAGUACAAGUUUGAAGAGGGUUUCCCAGAAUUAGAGAAAGAUUUUAUUAAGAAGCUGUUAAUUCUCGAUCCUACACAGAGACUUGGAAGUCAACAAACUGGUGGGAUUGGGGAGCUAAAGAAACAUGAUUUGUUUACAAAUGUUGAUUGGGAGGGACUAAGUGAGAGCACACCUCCUAAAAUAGGCCCUUAUCUUCCUCUGUCUGACUCGGAGAACGGUAGUUUAACGGACGAGAGCGUAGAGAUAGAAGAGUUUGAUAAGCUCAGUAUCACAGCACCUAAAAAACUAAUCGACAACAGACAAUCCUUACUGAGUCAACAAGCUCAGUCUCACCCCGACAUCAACAAACAUCUUAAUGGUAACGAGUUGAUCGUAAAAGACGGUAUUAUAAACAAAAGAAGAGGAUUAUCUCGGAAGAAAAGACACCUCAUCUUAACUGACUACCCUUCUCUUUAUUAUAUCGAUCCAGCCUCCAAGAUACUGAAGGGUGAAAUACCUUGGGAGGGCGGUUUAGAAGUUAGACAGAAAGGGAAGAAACACUUUCAAGUUCACGUACCCAACAGAGUGUAUUACUUAGAAAGUGCAAGUGCGGAUGCGAGCGAGUGGUGUAAGAGUAUACAAGACGUGAAAACGAUGGUUCAAGAACGUCCCAAGACUUAGCCGAGAUUUGGAACUCUUAAUUAGGGUAUCUUUGAUAGUAAUUUCGUACUUAUUUCGUAUUCGGGAUUCUGUAUGAAUUUGAUAAAAUCGGAUUAAUUUUUGUUUAGGUUUCACUUUAAUUUGAGAUGCUUUCAUUUUUGUUAGUUUUGAGUAUGAUUUCGCUGCCUGUGUAAAAGAUUCGUUGUUCAAACAGCUAAACUUAACUAUGAAUUUGCAUUGCACCAAUAUUUCUUGGUUUGCAUGAUAUUAAUGUUGAUUAUGUGCUUUGAUAAUGCGUCGGCAGUAUAUGGAGUAUGGACUAAUGGACUUGUGGCCGAAUUAUUUUGUUUUAUCGAUGCUAUCCGAUAUAAUAGUCGAGGAGCAUCCUUUCAUUAUGUUGAAUCCUACAUUUUGUAUGAAUGUACUUUUGAUAACAGAAUUUUCGAUGGUCAAUUGUGAAUAACUGCCACCUUACUGACUGUUUGAUUACCUAUGUUAUAUUUUCCUGCCGUCUGGUCUCAAUUACUCUGUAACGGACCCUGCGUUCUGGCAUUAAUUGCAGCGCGGGCUGUCAAUUCAUCUUUUUUACUAGCUGAAAUUGUCUUCUGAUCUAAUGUAGCUCUAUUUUGUCAUUUAUUAGUGUGAUCGCGCGCAUUUACGCGCGCGAAUCAAGUUUAAAGCAUGCUUAUAUUUAAUUCCUUACUUCUUGAAUUUUUCUAAAAUUUACUCCCAAACGAACUUACCAACUAACAAGCUGGUCAUUUUUAACCCACU
Messenger RNA from Bolinopsis microptera, 2239 nucleotides. RefSeq names its product 3-phosphoinositide-dependent protein kinase 1-like. The record is from RefSeq and is a predicted model, not a curated record. The coding region runs from base 89 to 1486 and encodes 465 amino acids. Gene Ontology annotation, biological process: intracellular signal transduction; peptidyl-serine phosphorylation. Lineage: Eukaryota; Metazoa; Ctenophora; Tentaculata; Lobata; Bolinopsidae. The transcript is spliced from 10 exons. Gene Ontology annotation, molecular function: ATP binding; protein serine/threonine kinase activity.